This is a messenger RNA of Pleuronectes platessa (European plaice), 1570 nucleotides long. RefSeq names its product unc-119 homolog 1 (gene unc119b). Gene Ontology annotation, molecular function: lipid binding. The record is from RefSeq and is a predicted model, not a curated record. Gene Ontology annotation, biological process: cilium assembly; lipoprotein transport; nervous system development. Bases 109 to 852 code for a protein of 247 amino acids. The transcript has 5 exons. Gene Ontology annotation, cellular component: cilium. Lineage: Eukaryota; Metazoa; Chordata; Actinopteri; Pleuronectiformes; Pleuronectidae.
UCCCCCAUACGCUUUACGCCAUCUUGAAAUUAAGCCGCAGUUUGUUAAGCCGCUACCAGAAACUAGCAGAGCACCACAAGUCUUUUCCUCAGCGGGACGGUGUCGGGCAUGAACGGUUCCCGAAACAAACCAGCACAGACACUCAGCAAGGGACCGGCGGACACGGACAGCGGCUCGGAGGCGACCCACAGGGAGCGAAGGACCGGCGGAGGAAUGCUGAAAAAGCUGAAGUCGAGGCGCAGUCAAACAGAUAAGUGGCCUGUGGUCACCGAGGAUGAGCUCCGGGCUCUGGGAACCGAUAUUUCCCCGGAUCAUGUCCUAGGUCUGCGGGCUGUCACGGAAGACUAUCUUUGCAAACCUGAAGAUAAUAUCUACAAUGUUGACUUUACUCGGUUCAAAAUCAGAGAUCUUGAGACAGGGACAGUCCUCUUUGAGAUUGCCAAGCCUCCUAACAGUGGUCCAAUGGAGAAUGAAGAGGAGAGUGCAGAUAUUGACACCAGUGCAGGGCGUUUUGUCAGAUACCAGUUUACACCAGCCUUCCUAAAACUGCGCACUGUUGGUGCAACUGUUGAGUUCACAGUGGGUGACCGGCCAAUAAACAGCUUUCGUAUGAUUGAGAGGCAUUACUUCCAGGGGCGCCUCCUCAAGAACUUUGACUUUGACUUUGGCUUUUGCAUUCCAAACAGCCGCAACACAUGCGAACACAUUUAUGAGUUUCCACAGCUUCCAGACGACCUCAUUCGCCUAAUGGUGGAGCACCCUUAUGAGACCAGAUCAGACAGUUUCUACUUUGUGGACAAUAAACUCAUCAUGCACAACAAGGCAGAUUAUGCCUACAACGGUGGUCUGUAAUACCAGAAGGGUAAAAAUGUAUGCAAUACCUCCCAGGAGAUUGAGUUCUUGGAUUACAACCAUCCAAAAAGCUUCUUUUCGGUGGACAGAAGUAUUCUCUCCUUUAUCUACAUUCCUACUCACGUGACGACAACUUUAAAUUCAACCGACCACAUCUGCCUUGUUAUGAAAUCAUGGAUCUGUUCAUCUGUACCUCACAGAGCUCAGUUUCUUGGACUCUGAGGAAUGUUCCGUUAAAUAUUUCUCUGUUAAAUCUGACUGAAGUCUUUUUGUUCUGUCUUUGGGUAUCUCAUUCGAGUUUCACGUUACUGCUUAAACACUUCUGCCUUAAGUUUCUCGCUGUCUCUGCUGGAAAGGGACACUUUUGAGUCACAGAUCGCUCAUGACCAAGCCUCUAGACUGUGUUAGUUGUUACUUCAUUUAGUGAAAUACAUAGAUGCUAUCAACUGAGGUUUAUUUGAGCUACAUUUUACAGAUGAUAGUUGUGUUUCCUACGUGUGUAAGUCAGAAUUAACUAGAUGAUUUACAAUAUUGUUAGUUAUAGAUGUUCAUGUUGAACUAGUUUACAUUAAGGCUUAUUUCUUCUAAAUAUAUUAUCAGUUGCGACUCAUUGGGACUGUUUGUGUUAGAUAUUUAAGCUUGGUGUCCAUUUUAUACGAUACAUUGUUUGUCUGACCAAUCUCUUUAUGUAGGAGAAAAUCAUAUAACUCAACAACAA